Boleophthalmus pectinirostris (great blue-spotted mudskipper) is the source of this 2469-nucleotide messenger RNA. Its product is annotated as kelch-like protein 33. NCBI's taxonomy places the organism in Eukaryota, Metazoa, Chordata, Actinopteri, Gobiiformes, Gobiidae. The record is from RefSeq and is a predicted model, not a curated record. Gene Ontology annotation, molecular function: protein binding.
AUGGAGUUCAGCAGGUCUUAUUUGCCUUUAGAAUGGGAGGAAAAAUGGAGGAGGGAGAAGGAACGUUUGAAAAGAGUGGUAGAAGAAGGAGGAGAGGGUGCAGAGAGGAACAAGCAAGAGCUAAGACGAAUAGUGGCCUACAAUGACUCGAAGAUGGGACUGUCCAGUGCCAGGAGAAACAGUGCUAGCUCCGAACAAGUUCAUGAAGAUGAAUUUGACGAUAAAACUCUUAAUUAUAGCAUCCAAAAUUACCCAUGUGAUGUAUUUGGGAUUUUGAACCAUUUCUGGAGGACAGGAAUUCUUACUGACUUCAUUUUGGUGUUGGAAAAUGGACAAAAUUACCAAGUGCAUACCGCUGUACUUGCUGCUGUCAGCUUAUUUGUGCGCAAUAGACUUCCUAAAGAGAAAACUAUACAUUGCUGGACUUUAAAUUUGGGUUCUGAAGUGGAUAACAUUGGACUACAAGCUGUUCUGGAGUUUGCGUACACUGGUGUAAUCUUGUAUUUGAAUGAGGAAAAUGUAGAAUCUGUUAUUGCUGCAGCUAAAGUCAUGGAAGUACAGAGAGUACUGGAGAUUUGUGGUAAAAAGACAACAAAAAGUGAGCAGCAAGAUGGAAGCCAAGAAGGAGAAGAGUUGAAGAAGACCCUAGAAGAGAUUUAUCAGCUCAGUGGUGAACAAGUGGGCUGUGAUGUUGUACUAGACAUCAAUGGAGUUUUCUGUCAUGUGCACAAAGUGAUCCUGGCUACCAGCAGUGACUUCUUUCGUGGGAUGUUCACCAGUGGAAUGAGGGAAUCCAGUCAAAGUUGCAUUGCUCUUCCUUUCCUGUUUGCUCCAGAACUUGAGGCCCUCAUUGCCUGCGCCUACACCGGACAGCUCCACCUGAACUGGGACUGCGUCUUUGAAAUCGCCUGCACUGCACUCCAGCUUCAAUUUUCACCAGCUUUGUCUUUAUGUUUAAAAUUCAUGCAUGAACAAAUUGACACUAACUCUUGCUUGGAUCUCAUCUCUUUUGCUGAGGCGUAUGGCAUGACCGAGUUACUUGACCACGCUACAGAUUUUGUUUUAAGGAAUUUCUGGGAAGUGUCUGAAACUGCAAAAUUUCUCGAUCUUUCUGCAGAACAACUUGUUGAUUUUCUAAAAUGUGACGGUUUGUGCGCACCUUCAGAGCUAACAGUAUUUCGCGCGGUAAUUUCUUGGAUUGAAGCUAGCCCAGAGGAGAGACUAAGCCAAGCCAGCUUACUUAUGUCCAGCGUUCGUUUUCCUUUGAUGACAUUUAGGGAGUUUCGUGAAGUUCGAGCGAUCAACUUGCGAAUGGAGUGUGCUCAAAAUAGCAAAGAAGUUGAAUUGUACCUAGCUGCACUGAAAGAAUUUGGGAACCAGGACACAGAAGCAAAAUGCAGAGUUCGAAAGCCCAAAAAUGCAUUGGUUGUAGUGGGAGGCGACCAGUUAAAUCCAGAUAUGGGGCAGCAGAUUGCUAGCAGAGAAGUAUGGUUUGCUAACUGUCUUCGAAGCGGCACAGGGCUAGUUAAAGACAUUGAGUGGAGAAAACUCGGAGAGAUUCCGGAUCAGGCAAAGUUUAGGCACGGUGUUGCGUCCAUGGGAGAAAAACUCUAUGUGAUCGGUGGAUGCUACUUUUACACUAAAGAGGACAUCAUGAAAUCAGCCUACAGAUAUGAUCCUGAGCAGAACAGUUGGAGAAGACUGGCAGACAUGAAUGAGUUUAGAAGUAAUUUCUCUCUAAUCGCAAAUGAAGGACGACUGUUUGCGAUUGGUGGAGACAAGGAGAUCAACACUAAUGUGGACUCAGUGGAGGUGUACAACCCAGACACUGACAGCUGGAGUUUUGUGCAUCCACUGAAACAGAACCUGAGUGGUCAAGCUGCUGCUGUCUGUAAUGGUGCCAUAUUUAUUUCCGGAGGCUUCAACUGCAAAUAUGAAUGCCUUGUGUCACUGUUCAUGUACCAUCCUGCAGGGGGCUCCACCUACCUGUCCGACAUGACCUUUGACCACGCUCUGCACUCCAUGGAGGUGCUCCGUGGGUGCCUCUAUGUCGCCGGAGGAGUUUGCAAUCUGCGAAAAUUUUACACCGACCAACUUGUGUGUGAAAUCUACUCUCCGCGCACUGAUUCCUGGAGUGUUUUUGAGAAUUUGCCUGUUGCACAUGUUGGAGCGCCCUCUGUAGUUUUGGAGGAUAAACUGUAUAUUUUAGGGGGGUAUUGUCAGGAGGAUUACAGUGAAUCCGGGCUAGUGCAUCGUUUUGACCCCACUAUGAAUAGAUGGGAGAAUAUGGGUCGGCUUCCAGGAGCUGUGACAGACAUCAGAGCAUGUUUAAUACCUCUACCAAACCAUUUAAGGCAGUAAAAUGUUUUUGUUUUGGGUUUUUUUUGCAUUAUUUGUAUGAGGUCAGAGACUAGAAUAUUUGUGUGGAUACAAAUAACUGAGGAGGCUGAGUGCCAUUUGCAGUAAAGU